CUCCUGACAAAUCUGGAGACCCGGCGAUGGAUUCCAGCACCCGUGCCCUCGUCUUGACCGUGACGCAGUACUGGAAGGGCUUCGACCUGGACAGCAAGCGCGUCAUGCUAGAUGCGCAAGGCGUGUCCAUGCAGGAACAGAAGGAGCACAGCCUAAAGUCUCGCAAGGCACUGGCCGAACACACCAAGAAGUUCCGCAAGUUAGUCGACACGGACAAAGUUGCCGCGAUGCCGUCGCUGCUCAAGGCGUACCAGGAAGAGAUCGACACACUGACGAAGCGCGCCAAGUACAGCGACAACUCGUUCUUUGCACUGUACAAGGCGUUGUACGAAGCCCCCGAUCCGGUUCCGGCGCUCGACGCGGCGCUCCUUCUUGAGUCCACCUCCCCCGCUCCUUCCUCGACCGACAAGACGCAAUCCAUUGAUCUCGUGGCCAAGUUACGUCGCGAACUCGCAUCCUACGAAUCCGAGUUCGCGUCGUUGAAGAACCAAGACAUUACGAUCCGCAACCUCGAAGCCAAGCUGGCGGCCAUGGAGGACAACAUGGAGCGUCACGUCGAGGACAAGGUCCACGCGCAAUGCAGCGACCUGGAAAACACCCUACGUCUCCGCGAAGCGGAUAUGGCCUUGCACGCAGCCCAAGCCGACAAGUGCCUCCAUCAAGCGCGGGAAGCCAGGGACGAUGCGCUGGCGCAGUUGGACCUCAUGCGAUCGGAGCUCUUCCGCGCCAAGCAACAUGCCGACCACGUCCACGCCGUCCAUGCCAGCGAGACGCAAAGUCUGCUCACGGACCUGUCUCGGUUCCAUGGGGUCGAGUUAGAAAACCAACGGCUCAAGGACCAACUGCGACGGAAUCGCCAUCCACUGACGUCCGAUACAAAUAGCUCCAGUAACCUUGCCUAUCAACAGAACACUGCGGUGUCGACGAUGCAGUGGGAGCUGGAAAUAGCGCAAAAAGAUGCAGUGAUCGCCCAACACGAGCGAGAGAUUCUCCGUCUGCAGGACACUAUGGCCGGUCAAACCAGUCACUGGACCGCCCAAGUGACAGCGUUACAGUGUCAAGUGACCGAGUUGAGUGACCGGCCGACCGUCGCCGCCUACGAGCAGGCUCUGCAGGCACACCAGCAAGUGGCGGGUCUCACGUCGGUGGAAGCGUCAUAUUCGACCGACAAGGGCUUAAAUGCGAUGAUUUCGGACCUGCAAGCCCAGCUAGUGGCUCAAAAACACGUGCAUGAGAGCACGGUCAAGCAGCUGGAGCUAGCCAACGCCGCCACCGUGAGCCGCCAUGUUAGUGUGAUUGCGCAGCUCGAGUCGGCGCUGGACGAGGCGCUGGAUACGACCACUCGAAAGGACAUGCCGUCGUCGAUUCUGGGCGACGUGCUGGGGAGCAGCAACCGCGAUAAAGAUGCUAAGUUGGUUGCAAUCGUUCGGCAGCAACGCGAUCGAGCCAAGGACAAGCUGAAACAUGUCGAGGCAGAGUGGCACCGGGCGGUGGCCGCAGCGCAAGCCGCGAGUACCCGGCUGCGGCAAUUGGAAGUGGAAAAUGUCGACUUGGUGCAAAAGAUGCGAUAUGUUAGUAGUAGCUCCAACCAGAGGGGAGACCUCGAGACUGGCAAACACUCGUCGAGCUUGUACGAAGCCCGAAUGAACCCGUUCGACCAGUUCAAGCAAAUGGAAAGUGCGGCGCGGGUGGCCCAGCUAAACCCCCUGGACAAGAUCAUGCUGGUCAGUGCGAGGCUCAUCCUCAGCCAUCCGUUUACAAGGAUGGGGCUGCUGGUGUACCUUGUGGUUCUCCAUUCACUGGUCAUGGGGACGUUGUAUCUGUCGAUGCACUUGUGUAACAUUAGCAACCACACGUAAAUCUAAACUUUAUAUCAGAGUAUUGUGCAUGUUUCACCCCAAUGAAUUUGGACGUGUGAAUCAUGUCGCCAA
Aphanomyces astaci is the source of this 1931-nucleotide messenger RNA. RefSeq lists its product as hypothetical. Gene Ontology annotation, cellular component: Golgi membrane. The record is from RefSeq and is a predicted model, not a curated record. Gene Ontology annotation, biological process: intra-Golgi vesicle-mediated transport. Lineage: Eukaryota; Oomycota; Saprolegniomycetes; Saprolegniales; Verrucalvaceae. Bases 27 to 1859 code for a protein of 610 amino acids. The transcript is spliced from 3 exons.